Symbiodinium sp. CCMP2592 is the source of this 2805-nucleotide messenger RNA. The record is from the annotation of a GenBank genome assembly. NCBI's taxonomy places the organism in Eukaryota, Dinophyceae, Suessiales, Symbiodiniaceae.
AUGGUGAAAGGACAGCCCCUGCGCUUGUGUUCCAAGUCGCACAGUUGUGCUACUCUUUAUGCCGGCCAAUCCUUUAUGAAGGGUCAGUAUGUGAAACAAGAACCCGAGAACAUCGAGGACGACCUACGUGCAACCUUGCUGCAACGAUCUGCAGCGACGCAGCGGCUGGCUGAGCUCAGAGACAAGGCUCGAAAGAUCGAGUCCGAGUUGCCAGUCCUGCCUCGGAAGGAGGCGCUUGCAUCCCCGGUGGUGCCAGCUACCCGGCCUGUUGCCACCCCAGCCCGUGGAGUGUCAACCGAUGCUCAACCUGGCUCGCAACAGCUUUGGGAAGCAGCCUUCCCAAACAGGGCUGAGCCUGAUGGGGACGAGUCAGGUGUGCCUGGCUUUAUGGAAGCGGAUCGUGCCGGUGGGGGUCCCGCCGGUUCAGCUCAGGUUUCCGAGGAGCCUCCGAGAACCGAGGUUCUUAGUGGUGAUGUGGAACCCAGACCUACCCAUGAGCCCGAGCCCACUGACUCCGACGAUGAGUUGAUUAUGGAUGUGGAUUGCGACAUGAGAUCCAAUACGAUCCGCAUCACCGCCCGCGAGUACAGAAAUUAUGUGAGCGACGAUGUUGCUGAGCGGUGGAAGAACACGAAAUCCCGCAAGCAGCUUAUCGUGGCACUCAUAAACUGCAAUGGCGACAAAGAUUCGUUCAAUCAGAAGAUGGAAAUCGUGAUCCGCAACAUCAAAGAGGGCAAGGUGGUCAUUGACAGUGGCUACUACACAGAGUCUGCGAUGAAGACCGAGCUGAAAUUCGACAAGGAUCGUGUGAAAGCCGUAAUCGCAUACUGCACCGCGAGCAGAGCUCGCCGCCGGGCUUUGACAAGGCGAGACAAGUACCAACGCCACCUCAUCGAGUAUUGGAUCGAUGUGCGGACUAGUGGGUCCCUGUCGCGGACCACGCAAGAACAGUUCUCUCAGUAUGUUGAGAUCAUCGACGAUCAGGUUUCGUUGCCCCCGCCUAUGCUUGGAACCGAAGCCCUCCCAUGCUAUGAUGAAGACGAACCCGAAGAUGAAGAAACGGGUGAUGAUGAUGAUGCAGAUCGUGAAGGCAAAACCGCCACUACGACCCCAGCGAGCAAGCGCAAGAGACGAGGAAAAACUCCAAGCCCCAAGGCGAAGUUGCUAAGCAGGCAAAAACGAGAAAAGGCAGAGGCCGUGGAGACCGCUUUGGAGGACAUCGAGAAGAUUCCGCAGGUCUUAGGGGAGAUCCUGAAAGUCCGAAUCAAGAUUGACAACACCCUCGAUCUGAUGAAAGGAGACGGGGAGGAGAUCAUGGCGCUGCAUGAUCAUCUCGCUGAGAUCAAGUGCGAAAAUGGCAAAGGUGACCCAAAACCGGAGACAAGUCGCAUCACGAUGGAAGAGAAGAAGCUGAAAAGGACUGUUCUGCGCCCCAAGGGAAAGGCGAAGGCCAAAGGCAAAAGCAAGAAGCGCGAGCCCCAUGAUGAUGAUGUGCUCGAGAAGUUGAUCAACGACCGCUUGGUCGUGCAUCCACGGCCUUGGCGAAAGCUCGUGGAGCAGGGAACUUUCAAGAAGGAAGGGCUGUCUUGUCCUGUGCCUAUUGAGAAAAUCGAUGUUGGUCGUGGCACAAUGCACCCUGUCCUGAAGCUGAAAGAUUUUAUCACAGGAUUGGCUUCGUGUGGCAAGCUUCCAUUGCUGUGGGGCUCCAAAAAUGCAACUGAUCGUACGGACGUGCUGUCAAAGUUUUGGAGACGGUGGAGAGUCCAUGAUAGAUCGCACGAGGUCUACGAGCAUCAUGGCAAGCACCUAGACUUGGUCUUCCCAAUCCAAGUGCAUGCCGACGAGGGUCAAUCGGUCAAGAAGUCGGGGGUCAUGGUGCUGAACUGGCAGUCACCCAUCGGCUUCGGGGUCUCGACGCAAGAUGAUUGUGCAGCAGCUAUGUCCGUCAACUUUGUUGGUAGUUCCUUCGCAACUCGCUUCAUCUACACUAUAUGUCUCAAGCGAUGCUAUUCCAAAAAGAAGCGCUAUGUCUUGGACGGCAUAUUCGAGAACUUAGCUUCAGAACUUGUGGACUUAUUCUACAAUGGCGUUUCUGUCAAGAUUGGGGAUCAGGAGCUAACCCUAUAUGCAGCUUUCGUUGGUCUUAAGGGGGAUUGGCCAAUACAAGCUCGGAUGGGGAAUCUCGUCAGGCAUUUUGCCUGUAAAGGUGUUUACGAAGUGAGUGAGAAGAACAAAGGGUUUUGCCACCUCUGCUGUGCUGGUCAGAUGGGCUAUGAUCCAAAUGACUACGGUGAACGGGCUGCAUGGAGGUCAACUUACCUGACAACUCGCCCCUGGAGUGAGGAAGGACCUCUUUGUAAAGUGCCACAGUCUGCUGCCAAAGAGUUCAUCCACAAGUUCGAUCUGUUCCACACCCUUCAUAAGGGAGUUUUUGCUGAGCUGGCUGUUGUCAUCACCGACUAUGGGCUGGCUGGCACAGGCGACAUUCCAGUUCAACUGGACACGAUAUACCAGAUGGCCAAGGAACACUGCCGAGCUACAAAGACGCCCUUACACAUGGAUGGCCUGACGCGACAUCUUCUCAAGUUCUCAGCGGAUUACGAAUAUCCAACAGGGUCGGUUGACACCGGAAUAGUACAGGACGGCCAUCGCUGGACGCUAUCUCCACUAUCAGAGUCAACGCAAAUGGAUGAAGACCUGGUGGGGAAGGUGUCAUUGAUUACGACCAAAGUCUCUUCGCGAGCUCUUCACACUCAGACGCUGCAGCGGUACUUGAUGGAGGUUUCGACGCAUCUCCGGGAGUAA